AUGGCUGUUGGACAACAGUUACAUCAACAACAGCAACAACAACAGCAGCAACAGUUGGCAACAGAGGACACUUUGAAAGAGUUGUUAUACAAGAUUGAAACAAUAGCAUUGAAGAAUACAAAGGUGCGAGAAUGUCUAGACCUACUCAAACAACUCUAUCGCAUUGCCAUCAACUACAACUCCCUAAUGGCUGACUAUCAUACCAAUGAACAAAAGGCACUCAAGGUCAAUCCAAGCUUUGUUGAGAAGUUGACUACAUUGAUCAUUGAUCCAAACACACCAUACAAGGUCAAGAUACUCUCAUUGUCCAUCAUUGCCAAGAUAUCAGAGAGUGAGCCACAACUACUUUAUAAGAACCUCAAGACAUUCGAAAGCAAGGUGUUGUCAUUGUUACUGUCACUAUUGAUAUCGACUGCUAAUAACACAGGUGGACAAUCAUCUUUGUUUGUUGGAAACAUUCCAUUGAUUUCACAACUUGGUCAAUGUCUAUCACAUGCCUCCCUAGUCUCUGAUCAGAAGCAAUCUGCAGGAUUCUUUAAGAUUGGAAGCAGCUCAACAGCCGCACCAGUCACUGAGCUGGAUGGAUCAGUAUCGAUUGAGUUCUUCACAGUAUUGAAUAAUGCACAGGUCUACACCGAGGACCAAUCAUUCAACAUAUAUUCAUUCAGUUUGUUAUAUUCAUGGCUCACAAGUCUUUACAAGCAGCCAGCGACAGAGCAGACACUCAAGUUCACAGAUUCUCCAUCAUCGUCAUCACCCGUCAUCACUUCACAGUCGACUUCAACUUCUUUGGACUCAGAUGCAGGAGUUGCCACAACACGCCAACUAAGUGCCAACUUCCAAUCGACAAUAGUAUCAUAUUGUCUGAGGAUCAUUGAUCAGUCCAAGCUGAAGCCCGUGGGCGAAGGUGGCAAGCCGGUAGUUGGCGAGACAGACAACUUGUCAGUGAUUGCACUGUUGGAGUCUGUGCGCAUACUUGACUUUCUAUGCUGUCUGGACAUCAACCUCGUUCCAAAGAUCUUCCCCACUGUACAGAAGGCAUACCAACUCCAUCUACCAUCAAGUCGCACAACCAACGCCAACUCUGGUCACGUCCUUCUCGCACUCCUCCAAUUCUUUGUCAAUCAUAGUCACACCCUAAUCUAUGAUCCAGAGCCAUUGUUCCGUGCAUACUUCCAGACCUACCUUCCAAGAACAUAUAUGAACUCAUUCGUGGCAUUCGAGACACUCAACUUCUGUAUCAAGAACAAGGACAACUUACUUAAAGACACCAAUGUGUUUGGAUUGUACUUCCCUCCCAUCUUCAAGUGUCUGGCAUGGUUCCCUCACAGCCACAUUGCUGAGUUCUCAGAGUUAUUACCAUCAUUGAUAUCACCAUCAACUUAUAUUGAGGUGUUCCAUCUGUUGCUGGACUUGCCUCUGUUGACUUCGUCGAUGGAGUCGGUGUUGGUCGAGCAGAGGAAGUACGCGUCGAUGGGUGGCGUGGACGUUGGCGAUGUGAAUGACACGGCCUGGAGCGAAUACCGUGUACUGUACAAUUAUCUGUUGCGAAAUGAGAGUGGCGUCAACAUCAACUUUUGGUCGUCCACCACCCUGCCCCUGCUUUACCAGUUCAGCAAGAAGACACCGACCACACCACGCACCAUUGGCGCAUGCGAGCUCGUGCCCUCGCUGCUACACAUCUACUUUGACGUGCUGCUUGGCUAUGGCGACCGAUCGGUGUUUGUCGCGCUGCUGCCAGUGCUGCUGGAGCGCAUCGAUCAAACAUUCCCAUUCGAGCCCUAUCAAACGGCGAUCAAGGAGACAUUGAUUGGCGAGCUGCAGUCGGUUUUCAAUCGACACCCGUCACUGGUGGUCAGCGAGCGUGACCUGUUGAUCUCGAUGGUCACAGAGGGCCGCGCUAACGCCGACGUUGUCACCGUGCUCUGCUGGAUCAUUGGCGAGUACGCGUCCACAUCGAUCUGCCCCGAGAUCAACUCGGUGAUCUUCAACGACUAUCACGAGGCGCUGGAAUUGAUCGCAUACGAGAAGAUCAAUCUGAUCAAGAUGGAGUCGCUGUCGGGCGCAACCAGCUCGUCGCUCACGCCAGGCAUGGCCAACCAGCUACAGAUGACACGCGAUGCGUCCGUGCUGACAGGCACGUCGUCGGCCAUGUCCAUGGAGUCGGCCAACAUCAUGCUCAUCCUAACUAGCGCGCUGACCAAGAUCGCGUCGCGAUGGCACGAGGCCACCAGUCGUGUGAUACUCUGCCUGCUCAAGAUACUGAGCUAUCAUCAAUACUUUGAUGCACAGGUGAUAUCACGUGCCAAUGAGUGUAUAUCAUUGUUGAAGUUCCCUAGCUUUGCCGGAGCGGUCUAUGACUGUGCUCCAUUAUCCAAUCGAUCGACCUACACCUCAUCAAUCAGUCACGACAAUCACUCCUCGCUCUCCUUCCUCCUGCACGACCCAACCAAAGCCUAUCUCACAACCAAUCCAAUCCAUCCCUAUACCCUAUCCAACCCAAACACUUCACAUAAUCAACAUCAACAUCAACAUCAAUCAAAUGAUCGUGAGCGUGAUCGUGAUCAAUCAAUCAUCAAACAGUAA
Acytostelium subglobosum LB1 is the source of this 2586-nucleotide messenger RNA. RefSeq lists its product as hypothetical. Gene Ontology annotation, cellular component: AP-5 adaptor complex. The transcript has 7 exons. NCBI's taxonomy places the organism in Eukaryota, Evosea, Eumycetozoa, Acytosteliales, Acytosteliaceae. The coding region runs from base 1 to 2586 and encodes 861 amino acids. The record is from RefSeq and is a predicted model, not a curated record.